UCUUACUUGACGGCUUGAUGAUAAAGAUUUUUUCCAGAAAUAUAUGAUACCACCAUCCAUAUAUAAGAAGAUACUUCUGUGUCACGAUUUGCAUUUCAUUCCUAAUCACGAGAAGAGCCGGUAUCGAGACAGUAGUGCGGGUAGUGCAAAGUAGAGCUUUCCUUAAAAGUCGGUUGAAGCGCGAAGAAUGAUAUUGUUAGUGUUGUUCACAUUAGUGGUUGCCUAUGCAGCCAAUUUUCUAUACAAGAAAUGGAAAGUGUAUAGACUUUUGGUGGACAAUUUCAAAACACCACCAAGGCAUCCAAUCUUUGGAACUCUGACUAUUUUUCGAGGGACCGCUCCAGAAAUUUUCAAAACCUUUCAAAGUUUAUUCGGGAAAUAUGGAAAAAAUUUUGUCCUAACUCGACCGAUACUGGACGCUCAGAUUGUAAUCUCAGAUGCUAAAGAUGUUGAGGCCAUUUUAACAAAUCCGAAUACGAAGAAGGCUAGAAAGGCAUCUGGAUAUCAAACUUUAGAGCCGUGGUUAGGAACCGGUCUCCUAACAGCUUAUGGGGACAAAUGGUUCACCCGGCGUAAAAUCAUCACCCCCAGUUUUCAUUUCAGUAUUUUGGAUGGCUUUGUAGAUGUGAUGAGCAAACAAUCAGAUAUUCUAAUAAAACAUCUAACAUCGAUGGCCACAAAGGGUGAAGUUGACAUCUACCCGAUAGUAAAUGCAUUUGCGCUGGACGUAAUUUGCGAAACCUCAAUGGGUGUUACCGUGAAUGCUCAAUCCGACCCGAAUUCAGAAUAUGUAACUUCAGUGAAGAAGAUGUCCCGCGCUGUCCAGGAACGAUUACAUCAUCCUCUGGGAGAAACUGGUCUUUACAACCUGACAUCCAAAGGCCAAUAUCUAAAGACCCUUACGAAUAUUCUCCACGAUUUCACGGAUAAAGUCAUUGGGGAACGGAGGGAUCAAUUACUAUCCAACACGAAGAUUGGCCAAGGGAGUCGUAUGAACUUUUUAGAUAUUUUGCUUCAUGCGACAGCAGGUGGAAAGCCUCUGACAAAUGCUGAUAUACGGGAAGAGGUCGAUACUUUUAUGUUUGAAGGACACGACACUACUGCUUCAGGAAUAGCAUUUACACUUUAUUUGCUGUCUAGACAUCCCGAUGUACAGGAGAAGCUUUAUCAAGAAUUGAAGAACGCUUUUGGCAGUAAAGACCAAAUGGAAAUCACCAAUAAGAAUAUAAGUGGGCUUGAAUACUUGGAUAUGGUAAUAAAAGAGAGUCUGCGAAUGUUUCCCCCGGUCCCAGGUAUCGGACGACAACUGAUGGAGGAUACACUGAUAGGAGGUGUUACAGUUCCCGCUGGUGUUAACCUAAUAUUAUCAAUCUACAGAAUGCAACACGAUCCAACUAAUUAUCCUGAUCCAGAAAAAUUUGAUCCAGAGCGAUUUAGUUCGCAGUCAGACAGCAAGCGUACAUUUGCAUACGUUCCCUUCAGUGCCGGAGGACGGAACUGCAUUGGUCAGAAAUUUGCUUUAUUGGACUUGAAAACAGUAAUAGCAAAAGUUAUCAUGAACUUCAAGUUAUUACCUGGACCAGAAGUAAUUUUGCAAGGAGAUCUUAUCCUAAAAGCAUCAAAUGGUAUCCGCAUUCGAUUGAAACAACGAUAAUAUUAUUCUUAUGAACUUGUAUCAUAAAUUCUACUCCUAGAGUUUGUCUCUAAUUCACGUUGUAGAUAAAGAUAAAAAAAGAAGGGAAAUGGGGCAAUGAAAAAAAAGAUAAUGUUUCAUAAAAAAGAAGUGAUUAGAAGCUCCGUUUAUGUUGAUCCCAGAUGUAAAGUAGAAAAUGCUAUAAUACAGGCCAUUGCAUAACACAUCACA
Molecule: messenger RNA, 1864 nt
Organism: Hermetia illucens (black soldier fly)
Lineage: Eukaryota; Metazoa; Arthropoda; Insecta; Diptera; Stratiomyidae
Product: probable cytochrome P450 4d14
Exons: 6
Coding region: 188-1654 (488 amino acids)
Molecular function (GO): oxidoreductase activity, acting on paired donors, with incorporation or reduction of molecular oxygen; iron ion binding; heme binding
Source: RefSeq, a predicted model, not a curated record